AUGGUGGAUAUUCUUUUUCCUUAUCCUUUUCUGGGUGCUAUGGGGGAUCAUCCCAAGAAGAAGCCCGGGACGGCCAUGUGCGUGGGCUGCGGGAGUCAGAUCCACGACCAGUUCAUCCUGCGGGUGUCCCCCGACCUCGAGUGGCACGCGGCCUGCCUCAAGUGCGCCGAGUGCAGCCAGUACCUGGACGAGACGUGCACCUGCUUCGUGAGAGACGGGAAGACCUACUGCAAGCGGGACUACGUCAGGCUGUUCGGCAUCAAGUGCGCCAAGUGCCAGGUGGGCUUCAGCAGCAGCGACCUGGUGAUGCGGGCGCGGGACAGCGUGUACCACAUCGAGUGCUUCCGCUGCUCCGUGUGCAGCCGCCAGCUGCUGCCCGGCGACGAGUUCUCUCUGCGGGAGCACGAGCUGCUGUGCCGCGCGGACCACGGCCUUCUGCUCGAGCGCUCCGCGGCCGGCAGUCCCCGCAGCCCCGGCCCGCUCCCCGGCGCCCGAGGCCUGCACCUGCCAGACCCGGGGUCCGGCCGGCAGCCACCUCUGCGCCCGCACGUGCACAAGCAGACGGAGAAGACGACCCGAGUGCGGACUGUGCUCAACGAGAAGCAGCUGCACACGCUGCGGACGUGCUACGCGGCGAACCCCCGGCCGGACGCGCUCAUGAAGGAACAGUUGGUGGAGAUGACCGGCCUGAGCCCGCGGGUCAUCCGCGUCUGGUUCCAGAACAAGCGCUGCAAGGACAAGAAGAAAUCCAUCCUCAUGAAACAGCUGCAGCAGCAGCAGCACAACGACAAGACGAGCCUCCAGGGACUGACCGGGACGCCCCUGGUGGCCGGCAGCCCAAUUCGCCACGAGAGUGCAGUGCAGGGCAGUGCUGUGGAAGUGCAGACCUACCAGCCACCUUGGAAAGCGCUCAGCGAGUUUGCUCUCCAGAGCGACCUGGACCAACCCGCAUUCCAGCAGUUGGUCUCCUUCUCCGAGUCCGGCUCCCUGGGCAACUCCUCCAGCAGCGACGUGACUUCCCUGUCCUCGCAGCUCCCGGACACCCCCAACAGCAUGGUGCCGAGUCCCGUGGAGACGUGA
This is a messenger RNA of Suncus etruscus (white-toothed pygmy shrew), 1080 nucleotides long. It is a transcript of the gene ISL2, whose product is annotated as ISL LIM homeobox 2. The transcript has 6 exons. The record is from RefSeq and is a predicted model, not a curated record. Gene Ontology annotation, biological process: axonogenesis; positive regulation of transcription by RNA polymerase II; neuron fate specification. The coding region runs from base 1 to 1080 and encodes 359 amino acids. NCBI's taxonomy places the organism in Eukaryota, Metazoa, Chordata, Mammalia, Eulipotyphla, Soricidae. Gene Ontology annotation, cellular component: nucleus. Gene Ontology annotation, molecular function: DNA-binding transcription factor activity, RNA polymerase II-specific; cis-regulatory region sequence-specific DNA binding.